GCUUCCUUCCUUCGACAUAGAAGACGACGGGAGUUCGUUUUUCAUUCGUUCGAUUUAGCCCGCUUCCUUCGUUGCGAUUCCUUCCCGCCCUUCGACGAAUUUCUUCGCCUUCGAAGAGGACGGGAGCUCGGUCGCUGUUUGUUUGUGUGGAACUGAUGAAGCUCCAAACUUAUGCUGCAUUUAGCUUCUUGGCAACAACAGCUGCAGUUUACCAUGCAUUCAGCAGUAGAGGGCAGUUUUAUCCUGCGAUGGUUUACUUAUCUACAUCCAAGAUAUGUUUUGUACUUCUUUUGAACAUGGGUUUAGUCAUGAUGUGCAUUACAUGGCAGUUAGUCAAGCGCUUUUUUCUUGGUUCUCUUAGAGAGGCAGAAGUUGAAAGAUUGAAUGAGCAAUCUUGGAGGGAGGUCAUGGAAAUUCUUUUUGCUAUCACGAUAUUCAGACAAGAUUUUUCAGUCAUGUUUCUUGCUAUGGUUACCGCUCUUCUGUUGAUCAAAGCAUUGCAUUGGUUGGCUCAAAAGAGGGUUGAGUACAUUGAGACAACUCCAGCCGUACCUAAAUUAUCUCACAUUCGGAUUGUUUCUUUCAUGGGAUUUCUUCUUCUUGUUGAUUGUCUCUUCUUGUUUAUUUCUUUAAAGUCAUUGAUACAGACCUGGGAAGCAUCAGUUUUCCUCUUCUUUGCUUUUGAAUACACUAUACUGGCUACAACAACAAUUUCGACUUUUGUAAAGUAUGUUUUCUAUGUUAGCGACAUGCUUAUGGAAGGGCAGUGGGAAAAUAAGGCAGUCUAUACAUUUUACUUGGAGCUUGUUCGUGAUCUUCUUCACUUGUCGAUCUAUAUAGUAUUCUUUCUUGUGAUCUUUGCGAGCUAUGGUGUGCCUCUGCACUUGAUCCGUGAGCUUUACGAAACAUUCCGCAGCUUUAGAAUGCGUGUUGCGGAUUAUAUUCGUUAUCGCAAAAUCACUUCGAAUAUGAAUGAAAGGUUUCCUGAUGCAACAGCUGAGGAACUUAAUGCAAGUGAUGCAACAUGUAUCAUAUGCCGCGAAGAGAUGGUUACAGCAAAGAAGUUGCGCUGUGGUCAUCUUUUUCACGUGCAUUGUCUUAGAUCAUGGUUGGAAAGACAGCAUACUUGCCCCACCUGUAGAGCCUUAGUUGCUCCUCCUGAAAAUGGUUCAGCAGCUGUUGUGAAUCAACAAGCAGUUCCUUCUGAUCUUCAGCCUGGACCAGCAGUGGCUGGGACUACACAGGCUUCCGAAGCUGGUGCAGCAAACCAAAAUCAGUCUCUACUUCAAGCUGCAGCCAUGGCUGCUAAAGUGUAUGAAAAAUCUUUUGUCCAUCUUCCAACAAACCAGUACAUUUGCCCGCCAGGUUAUACCGUACUUCCCCAGAUUCCCAAAGCAGAGGCUUCAAAUGGGCAAUUGCUGAAGAAUCAACCUAUUUCCAAUCAACACAAUGCUGCGCUUUUUCAAGUUCCAGGAUCCAGCAUUGGCUUCAGGGAGACAACCCUUGGCAAUUCAAAUCUACAGGGUUCUCCUCUAAAAAUUGAGAAACUGAUUCAGAGUCAAAUUGAGCUUCUUCAAGCCCAGCUACAAGCUCUUGAACAACUGAUGGCCGAGCAGUCAAAAGCGAAGAGCGCUGCUGCAUCAAGCAGUAGUAGUGUGCCUGCAUCAUCUGACUGUGGUUGUCAUGGGGAGGCUGAAGAUGCUGACACAGAUUAAGCCUUAAUAUCCGAAAGAUCGAUAGAAAAAUAAACAUUAGUAAGUAAUAUGCAAACAUGGUAAGUUAAAAAGAGCUGUUUUAGAUCAGUCAUGCAGAUGUGAAAUAAGUUGGAAUUGUAGAUAUUGGAACCUCUUUCUUUGGGUUUCUAUGGAUUUUUAUGUUUGAUUAAGGAUAUUUUCACAGAUUAUAAUUUCUACUGAUUGCUUAUUUGUGUUUGAGAGAAGUGUGAGAGGACUGGAGACUGAUCAUAAUCUUUUCAAUGUUUAUAUUUGACAGAAUAAUUUUGAACUUUUGCAAGAA
Messenger RNA from Dendrobium catenatum, 2016 nucleotides. RefSeq names its product ERAD-associated E3 ubiquitin-protein ligase HRD1. The record is from RefSeq and is a predicted model, not a curated record. Bases 156 to 1715 code for a protein of 519 amino acids. The transcript has 8 exons. Lineage: Eukaryota; Viridiplantae; Streptophyta; Magnoliopsida; Asparagales; Orchidaceae.